Mesitornis unicolor (brown roatelo) is the source of this 1511-nucleotide messenger RNA. RefSeq names its product sema domain, transmembrane domain (TM), and cytoplasmic domain, (semaphorin) 6B (gene SEMA6B). NCBI's taxonomy places the organism in Eukaryota, Metazoa, Chordata, Aves, Mesitornithiformes, Mesitornithidae. Gene Ontology annotation, molecular function: chemorepellent activity; semaphorin receptor binding. Gene Ontology annotation, biological process: axon guidance; neural crest cell migration; negative regulation of axon extension involved in axon guidance. The record is from RefSeq and is a predicted model, not a curated record.
ACGUGAAGCACUACGCCGUCUUCGUGGGCCAUGGCACAAGCCGCCCGGCCGGCCCCGAAGGGGAUGGCACCCAGCGCCUCAACAUCCAGCGCAUCCUCAAGGUCAACCGGACCCUCUUCAUUGGGGACAGGGACAACGUCUACCGCGUCAGCCUGGAGCCCAGCGGUGCCAGCGAGAUGCGCUACCACCGGAAGCUGACGUGGCACUCGAACCAGCAUGACAUCAGCAUCUGCCGGAUGAAGGGCAAACACGAGGCAGAGUGCCGAAACUUCGUCAAGGUGCUGCUGGUGCGCAACGAGAGCCUGCUCUUCGUCUGCGGCACCAACGCCUUCAACCCCAUCUGCGCCAACUACAGUAUGGACACGCUGGAGCCCGUCGGGGACAACAUCAGCGGCAUGGCCCGGUGUCCCUACGACCCCAAGCACGCCAAUGUGGCCCUCUUCACAGGAGGGAUGCUCUUCACCGCCACCGUCACCGAUUUCCUGGCCAUCGAUGCUGUCAUCUACCGCAGCCUGGGGGACAGCCCGACCCUCCGCACUGUCAAACACGACUCCAAAUGGUUCAAAGAGCCCUACUUUGUCCACACCGUGGAGUGGAGGAGCCACGUCUACUUCUUCUUCAGGGAGAUCGCCAUGGAGUUCAACUACCUGGAGAAGGUGGUGGUGUCCCGGGUGGCUCGGGUGUGCAAGAACGACAUGGGGGGGUCGCAGCGGGUACUGGAGAAGCAGUGGACCUCCUUCCUGAAGGCCCGGCUCAACUGCUCCGUGCCGGGCGAUUCCCAUUUCUACUUCAACGUCAUCCAAGCCGUGACAGACAUCCUGGAGCUGGACGGGCGCCCCGUGGUGCUGGCCGUCUUCUCCACCCCUGCCAACAGCAUCCCAGGCUCAGCCGUCUGCGCCUUUGACAUGACCCAAGUGGCCGCUGUCUUUGAGGGACGUUUUCGGGAGCAGAAAUCACCUGAAUCCAUCUGGACGCCUGUGCCUGAGGACAUGGUGCCCAAGCCUCGGCCCGGGUCCUGUGCGUCAAAGGGGAUGCGCUACAACCCCUCCAGCACCUUCCCCGACGAGAUCCUCAACUUCGUCAAGACGCACCCGCUGAUGGACGAGGCGGUGCCGUCCCUGGGCAACGGGCCCUGGAUCCUCCGCACCAUGAGCCGGUACCAGCUCCGCAAGAUCGUGGUGGACAACACAGCGGGGCCGUGGGGCAACCACACUGUGGUCUUUCUGGGCUCCAGCACCGGCACCGUCCUCAAGUUCCUCAUCCUGCCCAAUGCCAGCACCAGCCCCGCGCCUGCACACCCUGGGAGCCAGAGCGUCUUCCUGGAGGAGUUUGAGACCUAUCAUCCCGGGAGGUGUGGCCGGGACACAGAGGACGAAUGCGGGGCCAGGGGCCCCGUGGCUCGCUGCCAGCAGCACUCAGGCUGCAUGAAGAACUGCCUUGGGAGCCGGGAUCCCUACUGCGGGUGGACCCCCGAGGGCUCUUGUGUCUUCCUGGAGCCCAGCCCCAGGUAA